This is a messenger RNA of Aplysia californica (California sea hare), 8851 nucleotides long. Its product is annotated as vasculin. Gene Ontology annotation, cellular component: nucleus. The record is from RefSeq and is a predicted model, not a curated record. Gene Ontology annotation, biological process: positive regulation of DNA-templated transcription; DNA-templated transcription. Lineage: Eukaryota; Metazoa; Mollusca; Gastropoda; Aplysiida; Aplysiidae. Gene Ontology annotation, molecular function: RNA binding; DNA binding. The coding region runs from base 1356 to 2711 and encodes 451 amino acids. The transcript is spliced from 14 exons.
AAAACAGAAAACAGAAGAGUUCCAAUGCCGGAGGGCGAAGGACGGCUUUACAAAAAUAACGCGAAAGUAAAAUUUGCGGUAUCUUUUUACAAAUAUAAAAUUCCCUUUGUGAUGCAGAAUAGAUCUUGAUUUUGGGAUUAAAAGUGUAUGCUGAAUAAAAUAUGAAAAAAUACACUAUAAAGAGGCUUAUUUGGUUUGAUAAAGUAGCGUUUUAUCGCAUGGUACAGAGAGUAUUAUUUGAAGAAUGCUGGGAAAAGUUCGGCGCCAUCUUCCCAUAACAGUGUUUUCUGUAGCGAGAGUAGCGUUGUUGUUUGUACGAUUGCAACUUGUAGUUUACAACGUUAGGUGUGAAUUUCCAAAAGAAGUGGAAUUAAAGUGAUUUUUAGAUCUGUGCAAGUCAUUUGUGUUUUACACCCCAUGACUUACUACUGGUCUCCGUGGAUUAGAUGAAACAGCUGUGUGCGGCAGAUGUUUAACAUUUCAUUGAGCUGUGUACAGUACAGACAGCAAAGAGGGAUAACAAUAAGUGUUUCAUUCCAGUACUUGAACAGCAUUGUCACAAUUUACAGGUCGGUCAUCAGAGUAUGAGCUAGUUGAUGGUGGAGAUUUUCAACUCUUUCUACCGUCCUGGACAUUGAUCUUGGAGGGAGGAUUGUUUAAAACAUUGCUUCAACAAAGCCAUUAUGUGAUAAACUGAACAGCCAGACGAAGACAACGAAAGUGCUUUAGUGUUUAUAUUCUUGGAGGAACAAGAGCAAGAAAGAAAAUGUUUUAGAGUUACUUUGAUUCACGUACGAGGGCUGUAGCCUGAGACCCUCAGAGCUGGUCUGAAAUAUAUUUCGAAUUUUUUUUUCCCGGGGGGUGGGUUGGUAUUUCUAGGAGGAUCCAUAGUCCCCAUCUCUUGCUCAUUCAUUACUGUGUGUUGGCGAUAUUCGUGAGACGAGGAUGCAGGUUUCUCUCGAGUCAAAGGCUUUUUGUGCUUCUUACUUGGAGAAAGUGUUGAUACUUGCUUGCGAGGACAUGUAGCUAGCUGUUGUAAUGGAGUGAAUUCAUCAAGAGCUCUAUAUGCCUUUACAUAUUUCAUAGUAUUAACCAUCUUGUAAAUAAGUUUGUACAUUUUUAGCACACAGUGACUUUAAGCUUGUUGUUUGUUGAAUGUUCCUUUCCCAAGUGCCUUUGAUCUCUUUUGAAUAGUUUUUGCUUAUUGUUCCAUUUGGUGUUCAGUGUUCAUCGUAUUAUAUUUGCAAAGUACAAGUUACAGCCCACUCGGAUCAUCCACAUCAAGUCAACUGCUGAGUUAUCCUGUUUCAGUUGUGUAUCUUCCAGGGUCACACAAUGUUCAUGUGAAAGGAGAUAUGGCAGAGAGUAAUGAACCCAAGCAAGAUUUUGCUCCGCCAUGGCUCAAGUUUCCCCCUGCCGAUUCUUCGAGUUCAAGUGUGAAAUCAGUCUCAUAUCCAGCUGAGCGCAAUCGUCAACGUAGAGAUGAUCCUUAUUCCGCCAGGCCAGAGUUCAGCCGUCUUCACAGGCAAAGCUCAUUUGACUUCCAUGAAGGCAAGCGAUUCCAUCAAGGCCAGUCAAAAUAUCGGCAUCAUUCUGUGGAUGAUGACAGCUACAACUCCCCUUACAAUUAUGGAUACUAUCCUCCAGGUUAUAAUUACGAAAAGUAUGGAAUGCAGUACAGCUCACAGCCGUCUUUGGGAAGGUCAAUAAGUCGAGAUGGAAAGCUGAUCCCUCCUCGCCCUUCACAGGGUACUCCAAGAAGAGGAGGUUACCAUGAAAAGGAUCACCCCAAAGACCCAAGAAAUUACGAUGGAAAAUUCCGGGAGAGAGGCUCCGAGAGGGACAGACCUUUCAGUGAUGAUUUUCCUUCCCUCGUGAGCAAUGGUGAGCCUAAUGGAGAGGUAAAACCAGCCAAGCCAGGUUCUGGAGUUUGGGAGAAUCCACCUAAAUCGAAUCGAAAUGAUGAUUCGCCGGAUCUGCUGAAAAAUACUUCCCCUGGAAUCUACAAAGCUUUGGUUCCGAACAAGAAUGGACCAUCGAAAAAACCUGCUCGGGAUGGCUUGCGCAUGAAUGGAAAUGUCAGAGAUUCGUCCCCCUUGAGUCCUUCAAACAAGUCGAAUUAUAAAGAGGGUACACGUCAGAGUCCAACACCUGAUCUAACAAUUGUAACACAGCCUAAAAAGCUGGGAGAUAAGAAAAGUGAAUUCCUUCGGGCCCUUCGGAAUGAAAGCUCAUUGAGGAAUGGAGAUAACUUCCAGGACCAAAAUCAAAAUGCGAUUGGAAAGAGAGAGCACUCGCUACAUGGAAAUGAAAGCCCCAUGAUGGAAGACGUGAAUGCAUUUACACACGUGAAUGGGAACCAUGGAUCUGAUGUUGUUAAUGGCAAAGAGAGCCCCAGUUGUGAAAAAGAGGAGCCGGCCGUGAAUGGGGAUGGUGGAGAGACCCUGGUCUCGGAUGUGGAUCACAUCAACCUUGAGGGAGAAGAGGAGGAGAAAAGGUUGCUUCUAGAGAUGGGCUGGGACGAGGAAGAUGACACAGAAUAUGUUAUCACUGAUGAUGAAAUUAGAGAGUUUCAGGACCUGCUACAAAAUCACUGCCAUGGACAGAAGAAUGGCCUGAAAUCUUCGUUGCGCAACGUUCUCAGUAAGAAUUUUGCCAAUGGCUUGAAUGGCAGCAAUGAUGAAAGCGAAAAACAGUCAAAGCCUUUGUGAUACAUGUAGUUGCCAUUUCUACACAUUGAAGUGCAUGAGAUGGAAUUUCUUUUAAAGUGUGCCUGAGUGGAAGAGAAUGCUAAAAGGCUGAAGUACAUUUUGUUCUCACGGAGCAUCCUUCAUCUCUUCAGUAUUUCAUAUGCAACUGUAACUUGGAGUGAAAAAAAUAAUAACAAGAAGAAAAAUCAUUGGACCAAUUUGGAAUGGACUUGAAAGAUUCUUUAAUUUUUCAAUUUCACUUGAAUGUUGAUUGCUGUCUCAUAGAUGAUAGUGAUUGAUUAUAGUAAUUGAGCACCCUGUUUUGUACAUUGAUGAUGAUGAUGAUGAUGAUUCCAAUUUAUGUGUUUUGCGUAGAUGAUGUGAAGCAUGCAGCUCUCAUUUGUCUGUUGUUCCCAUCAUCAAACUCUCAACAUCACCACCUUCACCCAUCCACUCUCACCCUCCACUCCCCUCCCACCCCCACCCCCCUUGCUCUGAUUGAUGUGGUCAUAUCUUACACAAGUGUGUGGCGUUCCUCUGUGCUGGUAAAUAUUUUUAGUUUUCACAUCUCUGUUAAGGAGCUCCCGAGAAAGAACAGCACAGAAGUUAAGUGUUUGGCUUUGGGUUUUUUUCCCCCCUAUUAACUGAUGAGUUCGGACAUGUUUUUUUUCACCUGUCGAUGAUGACAGUGAUGAGUACAGGAGUCCAGGAUUCUUCUUCACUACUUUUAUUUUCCCCUCUUGAUUAUUUUGAGAGUUGGUUAGAAAUGGUUUCUCCGAUCACCUCGCAAACUUAAAAACGUUUUUUAUCUGUUCUGUUAACGUACAAAAUUCAUCGUCUCCAUCGGCUACCCUUUUUUUUUCUUCAUGAGAGUGAUAAACAUUCUAGAAAUUUUGAACCUCUCCCCCUCCUCCUCCUCCUUCACUACCCACAGAUGACCGACCCUUUUUUUCUUCUUGGAAUCAGAGUGUCACGGGCAUAGAGUUGCCCCGAGAAGUUUAUUUUCUACCUAUUUAUAUGUGUAUACAUUUUAUUUGUAAUCAAUUUGGAAAAUUGUCUUCCUCUUGAUGGGUGAGAAUCAAAGACAAUUAUAUAUACGCAAAUCGUGCAGUCUGAACAGUCAUCAUUCCCGUCCCCUCUCUCCUUACAUCAUGGCAGCAUAGAGACCUACAUGUACCGUCAAGAAAUUACUAUGAUUAUUACAGACGGUUUUCAUUAUUUUUUUAUAAUAAAGUCUGAACAAAAUUGAGUCGGAAGAUUUUUUUUUUCUCAAUCUGAGUAAUCUUCGUAGAAGGGGGUUGCUGACUACCAGUUUUCUUCCCUUGUCCUGUAUUAUUCUUUAUAGUAGGGGUUGUUUUUUAAGUGGGGGAGUUUUUGCCCUUUUUUUCAUCAUCUUGCUCUGUACAUACCUGUUGCCAUUCUUGAUUGAAAUAUUUUUGAAAAGCUUCCACAUUUAGUUGUAGAUUUGGGGGAAAAAAAAGUCAUUGGUUCGGGGUAUGUCGAAGGAAAUUAUAUUUUGAUGUGUAUGUGAACACUGGUUGUGGCAAAGGAGGUGGUACUAUUUCAUUUCCAAUAAAUAAGACUGACUUAAAUCUGGAGGGAAUGGAGAGGAUUAAAAAGCUAAGAUGUGCUUUAUUUUGAUUGGUUUUAUUUCUCCCUUUUCACAUGAGCUCAGAGUUCUUCUGUUUCCUCUUCUGGCCUUUCCUUUUUUGACGCAGUGAUUUUUUUUUUCCUUUGUGUUUUAGAUGCAAACCAUAUCAAUUCAGAAGUUGCCACCUUCACAUCUAUGAGAAUUGGGAUGUGAUUUUAUGUACUCCUGACCUGCGCAUUCACGAUUGCAUUCCAUAUUCUUAGUUCUGUUCUGGGAUUUUGUAGAUGAGUUGGCUGAGUUUUAUUGUUGUAGCUGUUCUUUAUGUUGCUUUUUGUGUGUACUUAUUCCUUUUUUUUAAAGUUCUUUUUUCCCCUCUAGUUUCGUACUUUAGAGAGGCUACAUGAUGCCUUACUGACACAUGGGCCAUUAUAUUAAAUCAAAACAUUCCCCCUUUGCCAAAGCAAGAAAAGCCCUAUCAUUUUUUAUCUGCGCAAUUGUGUUUAUUUUUGGGAUUUUAAUUUUAAGUAACAAUAGUUGGUCCUUUUUAGCUGUGCUGCACUCUUACCAUGAUCAUAUAUACCGGUAUGACAAGGUAUUCAGUGAAACAAUAUGAAGUCACCCUUAUUUUUAUUUUUUUUACUUUUUUCUUUUCCACAGUUCCAUUAGCUCAUUAAGAUUUCUGUAAUAUUAUAGAAACUUGUCCUUUUCUGUCAUCUGAUUCUAAUGCUUGCAUGUAGAUUCAUGUUCUCAAGUUUGCAUGGUUUUGUUAGCACUUGAAAGGAUUGCAGUUGACACAACAGAAAUAUGUUCAAAAGGAGAGGCCACCGAAGAGUUUACUGUAAUGCAGUCAAUAAUGUCUGAAUGAUUUAUACCCUUAGUUAAAUUUACGUCCAAUGUUCUCAUUAGUCACACCAAUUGCUGUAGUUUCUAGAGGUGCACUCUGUUCAGCACCGUUUGAUGUGGUGAAGGGUAAAAAAAAUAUGCUUCACCGUAAGAAAUAAGACAAUUACUGUGAAUAGUAGAGGUUAAAGUGGGCGGGGAGGAAAAGUGCGCAGAAACUUUGUUUAUGCCAGCUUUCAGUUAUGACCAGAUCACUCAAAAGCUUUCACGUUCUUGCUGGCAUUUGAAAUUUCAGCCUGUACUCUUUUAGAAUGGCUAUUGGUCGCGCUGCAUAAAGAGUACAUCAGUACAAUUUGCAGACCUUUCAGUUUGCAAUGAUUAUGCAGAAACUAAGAAAUAUUUGUCCUCCCAGAAGAUGGAACGAAAGAGCUCUCUCUCUCUCUCUCUCUUUGGAGAUUGAAGACUUAUAUGCUGUUUGAUGUGAAUACAAGAUUGUUUGAUGGUUUGGUGUUAAUUGCUCAGUGCUCUUUCCCAAGGUUGUUGCAUCUUGGGUGUGUUGACAUCGUGUAUGUUCUCGUGUACGGUGCUGGCAGACUAGGACCAUCAGUUAAGCGAUGAUGUACUGACUUCUCUCUUGUAUGUCUAGUAUGUGCCAAAUGUUAGGUUCAGAAGCUCACAGGGUUUUUCUUGAAUGUACACUGUUUUCAAGCUGUCUUUCAAAAGAAGUAAUAACCAAACAUGACAGCCGAUUAUUAGCUAAGUCUAAACAACAGGCUGGUAGAAUUUGUAAGUCUCUUCAUUCUUUCAUGUUUUUUUUUUCUCCAUAACGUUUAAUGAAGUAAUAAAGUGGAUAUUUUUUUUCCAAAGGGCUUCUGUUUGAUAUAAUAUCUGUGUGAAGUUUGUGACGACUUGCGUGUAUGGUGAAGGGAACAUGGGUCUGGAGGAUGAGAUACAUUUUAAAGUUUAUUCUGACGACCUGUCUGAAUGUAUCAAGAAUUGCUGGGUCAGCAUCCUGCCAUAAUACAUUAUACUUUUGUUCUAGUUUUCCUCCGGAGAUCUUUGGUGAAAGGUACAGGAAAAGUAUCUGCCCACCACCCAGUUUGUUUGGGUUUUUUCCCACAUAGCAGCAUAAUUAUGUGUGGUAGUGAGUAGAAAGUGCGCUGUUCUUUCUACAAGCAUCUUGUUAUCGAUCCAGUUCAACAAGUGUAGAGAAGGGUAUUUAUUGAUAUACAGUGUUUGUAGGGAGAAAAAAAAGGCAUGUAGAGAGUACAGAUUAUAAUCAACUGAUCAGACUGCUGCUGAGAAUGUCAGUUGGAAAUGUUUGUCCAUGGUGUGAGUAUCAGUUCAAGUAGAUUUAAACUUGUCAUUUCUUUUUCUUUUUUUUUUUUUUUUUUCCUUCAUCCCUCUCCUACAUUCAAACCAUAAACAUCCGUCCUUUAGCUGAGUCUUAUUUUCCUUAAACACUUGUCUUUUUGUUACUAACCUAGAAGAAAGAAACAUCUCUUUUCUUUUUGUUUCUGGAGAGAUCCAGUUGUUUUUUUAUUGUCAAGUGACCACUUUUAGAAGAGAAAAAGAUGUCUUAUUCUCUUUUACUCUCCACUAUCAAAGUGCAUGAAGCUUUAUCAUGUGUUUGAAAAAUAAAAGUUUAUAGACAUUGUUAUAAGACUGACGAGAGUUGUUUUUGCCGUUGUGUACAAAUUGGCACUACCACUACCACCAUACUGAGAUAUAGAGGGUUUGAAAAAAACAUUUUUAGAAUUUGUGCCUUACCAGAAAAUAGUCGGAGGAGAGUCUUUAUAUGGAAAUUUAUGUACAGUAAAGAAUUUUCUCACAGCCAAAAGCAGAAUCUGAAGUGUGUCACAAAAGUAAACUUUGAAUGUUGUUCAUGACUCGGUCACUUUUUGCAUGAUAUUGGUGACCGACUGAACGCUAGGUUCUCAGAUUUAAGUUUACAUACGAAGUAAAAUCAGAGAAUGUUUUCUUUAAAUUUUUGGUAAACUUUCACUUUGUACGCUGACAUUUGAAACUUUUAGGAGGUUAUGCGAAACCGGUGUUGUUUAUAAGAACUAGUAACAUUGGCCUGGUUACUUUCUACAGUUUCCAACUUUCAUAAAGUAAUAAGGAAGGACCAUCCAAAAAAUAUAGGGAAAAACAGUCUCAACUUUUUAGUAGAGAUAUUAAUGAGCUAUUUCAUUUUUGUAAAAUUAAUUUGGAUCCAUACUUUGUGGAAUGGAACACAGUUCACCCAUUAUAGUUGUGAUCAUGUUCGUCAAAAAUGAUUUUGAAGUUUUUACAUUCUAAGAGAAAGAGUGCAGAUAUGUGUUUUCUAUGUUCCUGCUUUGGCUUCUAAUGAAACCUGCCUGUUUGCCAAAGGUGUAUCCAUGUUUGUUCUUUUCAGCUUCUUAUCAAAUAUUUAGGCUAUAGAUUCUCAAGAAAGUGUUUUCUCUCAUCGUUGGCACUUUGAUAAAGAGAAAAGAUUCUUGAUACUAUGAUACACACGACUUGACUCAGGACCCUCCGCUGGUAGUUCCUACUGUUUUUACUGGAUAUUAUUUCUUUCUGUUUGGCCUUUUCUGAGAUUCCCUGCACUUAGCGACUGUUUCCUUGGUGUAUCUUCUGGUCUAGUUCUUCCCCUUUCUCUGUAGACUAGAGGCAAAGGGCCAAUGCACCUGAGCUCUUCAGGACUCUCAUCAGCAUUGCCUUUCUCACUUUCUCACCCUGCAUCAGGGUAUAGGCCACGAACAAACACUUCCCACCUUUCCCUAUCCGGGCAAGUCUCUUGAUGUUAUUCCAUGUCUCUCUGGACCUUACCACUGCACAAACAAGUGUAUGUUUGGCAGGGAUGCAAAUUCUCCAGUUUUCUCGGCUUUUUCCAUUUUGUUCAUACACUUUUAAAGGAAAGGGGAGAGGUAAGAGAAAUGUAUUUGUUUGCUAUUUUAAAAUUUACGAUGUUCGUUUUCGGUGAGAUGUGAUACUCCGCUCAUUUUCAGGUUUUUUUUUCAAAAUCACUUGGCAUCUCUGGUAUGGGGUACGGAAGGGUUGAGGUAGUCAGGUUCAGGCAUUUACUUGAGUCCAUCAUGUUAAGCUCAUCAGGACGGCUGUAUGAAAGGGGGCUUUGUCUUCAUAGGAGGUGUUAGUUGUGAGUCUUUCUUUAAACCACACGCUGCUGGGGGUUGGAAGGCGCUACUGGUAGAUCCAGCUUCUUUUCUUUCCCUCUGUUAUUUUUAUGUCUGUCUUACUUUUCCCCCUGCACUAAAGGACAAUUAUUGUGUCGAUGUGCUUCUUUUUACUCAAACAAACAAACCACAUACAUAAAGGGACCUAGUACCUCCUCACUCAUCGUACUAAAAAUUCCAAUCUUUUGUUGUUUCUGUCUUUUUUGAUGCAGAAGAUGGGAAAACAUUCUGAUACAGCUUUUUCAUUUUUAUUUUAUUCCCCUACGCGGGUGCCAACAUAUCCUCAUGAUGACCUGAAUUCAGUCCACCACCGGAUAAAUCUUUAUUCCCUUCAUGAGUUCUGCGACUGGAACGUGAGAGAAAAAACAUUGUGCAAAAAAUGAGUCACUCUGGUCAGUGGAUGGUUGAUAGGCGCUCUGGUAUGGUUUGCCCCUACUUGCAUAUCGAACAUCUAUCAUCCUGAUCUCUGUUCCUUCUUUUUGUGUUUGUUACUCUCAUGUAAUGCCUCUAAUCUUUGGCACUUAUAUGUCCUAAUUCAACCAACUGUGUUGCAA